This is a messenger RNA of Pyricularia grisea, 108 nucleotides long. RefSeq lists its product as uncharacterized. The record is from RefSeq and is a predicted model, not a curated record. The transcript has a single exon. The coding region runs from base 1 to 108 and encodes 35 amino acids. Lineage: Eukaryota; Fungi; Ascomycota; Sordariomycetes; Magnaporthales; Pyriculariaceae.
AUGGUUCUCCGAUAUGUGAGGGGAAGGGCUUCAGCACUAAAAUUACUAUCGGCUUGUGCCGAGGGAUACAUCCGCGCCGACGGUAACGUUUCGGCCCGUAAUAAGUAG